GUUUUGUUCCGUCACCUUGAUAUAAAUUCAUGUUGGAAAAUACUUAAUCGAACAAAAAAACAAACAUCUUAUCUAGAUAACAAAAUCGUAACCAAUUGGUAGCAGAGAGGUUUCGUCAAUAUGUUGAUGUUAGUGACACUUAAAAGAAUGCAUGGACGGGUUCGAUUCCCAGUGUAGGCAUAUGAAAAUUACAAAAAAUAAAUAUGUUAAAGCUAGCUGAACAUACCAAAAUAGUUAAGAAUUUAAGCAGCGAGAUUUCACAUUAGGGUAGCAGUCCACAGCUAUAUGAGUAGGUUAGCAUUUGGUGUCUUUGCAGUUUUCAAACAUAAAAGCUAGUGUGCAAUAUAAAUACUUUUUGGAGAGUUGCAGAUUCAUAAAGAUUUCAUAGUGAUUUAAUAGGGACAUCAAGAUUGGGUAACAUGUACGUAGAAACUUCUCAAAGGAAAAGCAGAAAACAUGCUUAAAGUUGUGCACAUAAAGCGGAGAAAUUUCCAGACGACAGUUGUACUUCUGCUUCCAUUUAUUUUAUCACUCGGAAUUGCAUUUCCAAUGUUCUGUUACCUUUACACCAACGUCAAAUCCUUAACUUUGUAUGUAAAACCAUUCUUGGAAUAUGAUGCUACAGGUGGCACAAAAGUUGUUCUGGAAAGGAUUAAAACUUUUACACCUCUUCACAAAACACACACUAGUACUCAAACAAUUAUUAAAUUAAAACAAACUAUGCAUUCUAGAACUAAACCAUCUGAUAAACAAAACCAAAUUAUCAGGCAACAGAAAUGUACUGGGUGCUUCUCAGAAAACAUUGCUUUAAUUAUCAAUAAUGAAGAAAUUUGUAAACCUAGUAGCGAGUCUAUCGAUAUACUGAUUAUGAUAACGUCUUCUCCGCAAAAUAAGUUGAGCCGAGACGCUAUAAGAGAUACUUGGUUAAAGCAUACAAAAAUGAACAAAGGAAAUAUUCGCUACGUAUUUCUACUUGGAGAAUCGCAUAUGACUAAAGAAUUAGAGGAAGAAAACUUUCAAACAAUGGAUAUUAUUUUGGGAGGCUUUAAGGACACAUACAAUAAUCUAACUUAUAAAACAUUGAUGAGUUUUCAAUGGGCAACAAAACAUUGCAGAAAUGCGCAGUUCGUUAUGAAAACGGAUGAUGAUGUGUACGUGCAUAUUCCUAGACUAAAACGAGUAAUAACAGAAAAUUCGAAUGCGUUACAGAACGCCGUUGGAGGAAGUUGUCACCGUGUUGCAAGUCCUAUACGAGAUAAAAGAUCCAAAUGGUAUGCUUCAUUUGAAAGCUAUCCAGAAAAAACAUACCCGGGUUAUUGUUCUGGUACUGGAUACGUCACCAGUUUAAACGUUAUCACAAAAAUAGUUGAAAUAUCAAAAACAGUUCCGUUUUUUCAUCUGGAAGAUGUGUAUGUUGCUUUGUGUAUAAAAAAAAGUGGAUUACGAUUACAUCCUAUAAGCGGUUUUAUGCUAGCUUAUGAUUUUAGAAAUUGUGAAAAUAACGAUAAUAAGUUAGUUACUAUUCAUCAAGUUUCAGUCAGUAUGUUGAGACGUAUUUGGGAGAUAUCUUGCAGUUCGAAUAAAGUAUGAAUGAUCCAUGA
Molecule: messenger RNA, 1601 nt
Organism: Mytilus trossulus (common blue mussel)
Lineage: Eukaryota; Metazoa; Mollusca; Bivalvia; Mytilida; Mytilidae
Product: beta-1,3-galactosyltransferase 5-like
Exons: 4
Coding region: 457-1590 (377 amino acids)
Cellular component (GO): Golgi membrane
Molecular function (GO): hexosyltransferase activity
Source: RefSeq, a predicted model, not a curated record